Gaeumannomyces tritici R3-111a-1 is the source of this 1539-nucleotide messenger RNA. RefSeq lists its product as hypothetical. The coding region runs from base 1 to 1434 and encodes 477 amino acids. The transcript has a single exon. The record is from RefSeq and is a predicted model, not a curated record. Lineage: Eukaryota; Fungi; Ascomycota; Sordariomycetes; Magnaporthales; Magnaporthaceae.
AUGUCUUCGUACUCCAGCGCCGACGAUUCCUACGAAUCGGACGAGCCGCCCGAGCUCGAGCUCGACCUAGCCAGGCUCAUGGACUGCGCCAGCAAGGCGCUCAAAGUCAAAUGCACUUCCGCCAAAAAGCUCACUCGCGGGGUCGGCCAUGAGAUUUUCGCACUUAAGUUCCGAGCAGAAGAUGCCACAGAUGCCACACCACCCUCCCUCGUCCACGCGGGCUUCUCGUGCAUUGCGCGCCUCAGCCGCCUCGGCAGCAACACGCGGGCCAAGUCCGCCAGCGACAUCGCGACGGCGCAGUACAUCAGGCGCUACUCGUCCAUCCCCGUGCCCGAGAUCUACUACCACGACCUGGACCCGGACAACGACGUCGGGGCCCCGCUCGUGCUGAUGGAGCGGAUGCCGGGACGGAACCUCAACAAGAUCUGGGACGGCCUGUCGCUCGACGGCAAGAAGAUGGUGCUUUCGCAGAUCGCCUCCGUCGUCGCGCAGCUGUCGUGCCUCGAGUUCGACCAGAUCGGGUCCCUCGCAGACGACGAGCAAGGCGCGGUCGCCGUCGGGCCCGUUAUAAGCCCCUGCUUUGACGAGCCCAAGGGCCCGUUCCGCUCGACGGGCCAGUGGAUGCGGUCUUUCCUCCCGGCUGUUGCUGCUCCCGGCUCGUCUUCGGCCGAAGCGCCGCCUGGAUCUCCAGAUCCAUGCCAAGAAGCCUGGGCCGCGCUCGAGCGUUUUCUCGCACAAGACGACCCGCCACUUCCCUACCUCCAGCCGCCGUUCUGCCUCAUCCACGACGACUUUGACGGCCAAAACAUGAUGUUUGUGAACCCAGCCGACGACGGCUCCUCGGGAGGGCCCAAGCUCACCGGCCUAAUCGACUUCGAGUACGCCUUCACAGGGCCGCGCUACUUCCUCUACGAUUACCCCAUCUUCAUCCAGGACGUCUCGUGGUCCCCGGAGCUGUACGCCGAUAACGCCACUUUGCGCGCCCAUUUCGUCCGGGCUAUUCACGAGCAACUGCCCAACGCCGAGGCUCGAUCUACCUUUAUCGCGUGCAUGAACAACAAGUGCUAUGCGCUUAACGGCUUCGCGGACGCGUUCAUGUCCAUGCCGCUCGACGACGGCCAGCCCCUCGGGGUCCUGGCGAAGUUCUACGCACAGGAUCUCAAGGACGGCACGGGACUGCCCUACUCGGGCCGCCUCGACUACAUCCCCGAGCGGUAUAGCGAGGCGGCGGAGGCCCUGCCUUCUUCCGACUACGACGAAGAUAACAACAACAGUAAUAACGACAACCUAGACACGCAAAAGAAAUGCGCUCUUGAUGGAGACCACCACGACCCACACUCUGGGCUGACGCCACAAGCCACCCAAGGGGUGGACAAGGAUGUGGCGCUGACGGGCGGCGGCGACGACGGCGAGGAGGGCGACUUGGGUCCCUGAAAGCUCCUGUCAUGAAAGAGGGCAUCACCAACGAGUAGGCUGGGGGCUCGGCACCGGUAGAGCAGUGGUCCGGAACGCCACGCAUAUACAAAGGCAGGGAGCCUC